CUUAGCUCUUAAUGGCAUAGUUUAUAAAAGUGAAAGUUCUCUAAAUGAGCAUUUCCUUCACAAAAGUUGUUUUGAAGAGCGUUGUAAACCAGUAUUCUUUCACUUCCAAAGUAUUUCCACUAACAUGCCUAACGUUACCAGUUAUCAAACAUUUGUGUUCAACAUGGAAAAAAUAAACUAUGCUUUUGUAAGUAACCUUGGCCAAAUGCAAUCAGGGUUAUAUGUUUACGUUAGCUUUAAAAUAUAAACAAAAUUAGCAACGCAGCUAAAGUUAUUGUAAAACUGAAGUAAACUAAAUAACUUACUGUAUUUCAACAUCAUUCCACUGUACAGAACACAGUUAACACUUUGCUAAAUGAAUAAAGACAUGUGACAGAUCACUGACGAACACGCAGGGGCAUAAUAACGUAUAACAAACAUGCAAAGUAUAAUAAUAAUAAUAACAACAACAAAACAUCCUCAAAAACGAAAAUAACUUAACUUUAGCGCCAUCUUGUGUUGAAAAGAUAACGUAACACUCAAGAUAUUAAUUUGUUUUUUACAAAAACAAAAAAAUCUCCAGUGAACGACUGUAUCAAGUAUCUAGUUUACUUUAAUGGCUGUUUGUUACGUCUUCGUUAUAACUGUAUAAUAUCCAACUUCCGCUUACAAAGCGGAUUGUUUACUAUCUUAGGUUAGCCGUUGCCUAGUGACAGAGCCUGUUGCCCGAGUUUGUGAACAUGCCACCGAAAGAUGGAAAGUCUGCAAAAAAGAAAGGAGGAAUCAGCAAAGCUGAAAAAGAGAGACUGCAGAGAGAGGAAGAGGAAAAAAGACAAAGAGAAGCAGAAGAGGCUCGUCUCAUUGCUGAGCGUGAGGAGAAUGAGCGACUUGAGAGAGAGCGAAUAGAACAAGAGAAGCAACAUAUACUUGAGUUAAAGGACAGGGAGCGCAGAGAGGACGAGCUAAAUGAACUGCGUCACAUUUUAGAUGAGAAUCACUUUGCAGUCACUGUGUGGGAAGCAGAAUGCAGAGAAAAGUCAAAGUGGGAGCGCUAUAUGCUUUGCGAUGGCAGUCCAGACCCAUCAGUGCAACCUGAAAUCAACACUUACAUCAGUUUGUGGAGAGAUGACUCAGAAAACCAAAUCCAAAAGGUCUUGGAGGAAUGUGCUCUGACUCUUGAGUUGGAGAAGGAACUGGACUUUCUCUUGGGUGAUGGACCCGAGCCAAGCAUUGCUGAGCAGUAUCAAGAAACACUUCUGAGUCUACAAAAUCUCAUCCACUACAAACUUAACCAGGCCACUGAGGAGCUCCUGAAGUUUGCAAAUUAUAAUUCCGACAUCGACACUGGAAACAUGCAGACCGUGGUUAAAGACAAUAAUAUCACUCUUUGUCUGUGGGCGAAUCUUAACAAAAACCCGAGGUUUAAAGGUUACAAGUUCGAGGAAGUAGGUCUGGGUUUUGAGCUGCCGAAGCCGCUGGCUGUGAUUGAGGUAGCAGUUCGGAUUCUUCACACACGCUAUGACCAUUUGUCCCACCAUAGCGAGCGAGAACAGCUCCAGAAAAGGAGAUCCAUGAUGGAGGCCAUUCUUACUCAAAAUACUGAGAGUUCUGCAGCAGUGCAUAAUGGGAAGAUGGAGGGAGAGAGGGAUGAGAGUGAAAGCUCAAAGCAGGUGGAGGAGUGCCAUUCAGUCAGAUCUGAGAGCAGGAAGAGGAGCGCUGUGAGUGUGAUCUCAGCUAAGGAGGGGAGGAAGAGCUCUUCGGUCAAGCUGUUAGAGGAAGGAGAAAGUCAAAUGGAGGAAAUCACCACAACAUUAGAAUCGGAUCAACAUGACCCCUACCCAUCACCUGCUGAACCGGUGACUGACACUGAUGUCCAUAUAGUGGAUCUGCAGCAGUUCACACCUCUUGGUGGAGUCUUUUACUUUGACCUCUUCCACAUGCCGCCCCAGUCUCGCACAGUUAAAGGCUGGGAAAUGAGAGAGUUAUUAGACACUGGCCUCCAGGUCUUCCCCUAUCCCACAGAGCAGUCCCGCAUUCAGAGCUCUACCUCAGUGAAGCUGGAUGAACACAGCAAUACUACUGUAGCUUCAUUGCCUGUAGGGGUCACUGUAGCUCUGCCUCACUCAGUUUUGUUUCUGGAAGAUCCGCAAGUGGCACGUUGGGAUCCUAUUGGUCAACACUGGCGGACAGACUGCAUUUCUGAGACAUCUUAUGAUGCAGAAUCCCGCACCAUCUCUUUUCAGAUGACUGCAUUCUAUGCCUUCACGUUACUGCAGGAGACAUAUGCUAAUAUGCCUUUCCAGUCAUGGGAGCUGAGACCUCUUGGCCAAGACUCAGCACUGUUCACAAUCACUGGAGCUCUAAUUGAAGUCAGCAUCACAGUCAAGGGUAAGCAGUGUAUGCUGCACACGGAGGAGACAAAGGACCUGGACCAUCUUUUAGGGAAGUGGAUGAGCCCCUCGGAACUGCAGAAGGCCAUGAGGAAAGCUGGGAUCAAUAUAUUUGUAAAUGAGUAUUCCGACAAAUACGUCAGCAUCAACCUUAAGGAUCCAUUGAUAGAGCACGCAGUAUAUGAACAAAUGGCCUUAAUGUCCUCAGCUGUGGCCUUUUCAUGGAGCCGCUGGAACGCACAAUGUCGACAAGAGCACCUUGUUCUUCAAGCAUGUGAACAGAUGGAGGUAGGGCCUGUAGCUGAGGAGGCGUGGUCUCUUUACCUGUUAGGUGCCCAGAGGAACCAGCAUCUGAAGAUGAAGGAGCAGGAAGACAGCUUCUCUCCAGAGCUGGCUGAGGGUAGCGAGUUUCACUCCACCUUUCUGCACAUGCUCAGGCAGGACAUGAGCACUGAGGGUCAAGCCAGAGUCCGUCAGUCUCACCAUCUCUACAUCGACACUGUACAGAGGCUCCUUUGUGCUACGCGUGUCCUCACAUAUUCCUGAUAAGAGAAAGGGAGUAUGCACAUCCAAAAAAAAAAAAACAGACAACAGGCAUACACAGCAAUAUCUAAAACAUUUGACAGCCGUUUUGAAUACAUACAUAUAAGGUCACUGCAACAAUGAUGAUAUAACAUGCUGUAAGGAUGUUUCGAAAACUAUAUUACAGUAGAUCCUGAAUAUACAUAUAUACAUUAUAUAUAUAUAUAUAUAUAUAUAUAUAUAUAUAUAUAUAUAUAUAUAUAUAUAUAUAAUUUUAUUUUUCUAUAGCUGUGUGUAUUUUACAAAGCUUUAAAGAACCCUAUUUAGGGGCUAUUUUGGCAGGUUCCAUGCCUAAUAAUUCCCAUUUCAUUUAAUACAGUGUUCAGGGAGGCCCAUUAACACUGCAUGCUUUAGAUGUCUCCUUUGUCUGGCACACCCAUUACAGGUCUUUCAGUCUCUUAUGAUGAGCUGAUGAUCUAAAUCAGGUCUGUUAAGGAGACAUGUAAAAUUUGCAGAGCUGGUGGCUUCCAGUAACGUGGUUGAGAAACACAGAUUUAAUACACAUUAUUAUGAUGAAAGAAAUGUGUGUUCGCAAUCCAUAAUACAGUUUAAAUAAACUUUUCUUAUAUAUUCAUUAA
This is a messenger RNA of Danio rerio (zebrafish), 3529 nucleotides long. NCBI's taxonomy places the organism in Eukaryota, Metazoa, Chordata, Actinopteri, Cypriniformes, Danionidae. The record is from RefSeq and is a predicted model, not a curated record.